AAUAAAGGAUCAUUUUUACCAUUCCUUCUGUUAAGUGACUCUAUAAUCAGAUAUAAAAAAAAGAAUGGUUGGAUUCCCAUUCAUCAAAUCUGUGUUCCUGAUCCUACCGCUGUUGUGUUUGGUUUGCAAUGCAGAUAUACCGUUAUUAAAAAGAGGUCUGGUCAAAACAAUGGACAACCUUCAAAUAAUGUUAGAGUCAGCUGUUCAAGGCCAAAAAGAAGAACAAGACAGAAUCGAAGCAAUGUCAAAACUUUUGGAUGAAGCAAAGUAUUUGACAAAUAUGGAACAAUUGAAAAUAUUCUUGCAGGACCUUCAGGAAGCUGCAGAUGAAGCUCGUGAAUACAAGACGCUUGUAAAGUCCAGCCUUGAAAUUCUCAGCAAAGUCCAUGAAGAGAACAUGAAAGUACUUCAUCCUGAACUUCAACAAAUGAAAAUGUCACAGGAUCCAUCAGUUUAUCAAACUUUUCUUGCAUUUGAAAGCCUUAAAAAAACAGUGAUGACUUACUUAGACCUAAAGGACAAAGUUUUUAGUGGAGGAGCAAAAGAUACUGCAAAAAAUCUGCAUUAUGUUUUGAAUGUUUUAAGAUCACAAGAACUUGAUGAUGGACUAAUCGGAAAAAGGCUGGGUCAGACCCAGACGCAGAGCUGUGUGCUCCAAUCAAUUCAGACACAAGCAGCCCUGGCUGGGGGAGGAGACAAGAAGAGUAUUAAAAUCAUCUUAGAGUCCAAGUACUCUUAUUCAACACCUUCAUACGACAACUUAAGUAUAUAUGGUGUGAUGCGAGCAGCAGUCAUGUUCAGAAACAGGAAAGUGGUUCAUGUCAGGAGACUGGUCUUCAUUUUUACUCUGCUGGGUCUGCUCUGCCCUGCAAAUUCAUGGAUAGACAUGGACCAGCUGAGAGAGAUGAAAGAGAAUGUUGAGCUGCUGAAACGAGAAGCAAUGAGGAGAAGCGUUGAUAACGUGGUAGAAAUGAUCUUCAGUCCUUUGGUUCUUGAGAAGUCAAGACGACUACUGGAUUGUUCCAAUAAGAUGCUCGGGAAUGGGAGGCGCAAAUUUCCAGAAAUUGCUCAAAGCAUCCAGAGUGUAAAGGAUUUGGUGUUGGCUUCCAAACGUUUUGUGCAUAAAGCCCUUCAAAAUCAGGCUGAAAAAAUCAAAGACUAUAAAAAUAAAAUAUCACAACUGGAAAGAAUUAUGAUGAACCUGAAAGAGAGGAAAUCUGAGCUGUAA
Molecule: messenger RNA, 1228 nt
Organism: Poeciliopsis prolifica (blackstripe livebearer)
Lineage: Eukaryota; Metazoa; Chordata; Actinopteri; Cyprinodontiformes; Poeciliidae
Exons: 10
Coding region: 65-1228 (387 amino acids)
Source: RefSeq, a predicted model, not a curated record